CUACACAGGCUCCUGAGACAGCACCUACAGCUGCCACAGCCCCUGCCUGCAAGUACCAUGAAGGUCUCCGCAGCUGCCCUCUGUGUCAUCCUCACCACUGCUGCCCUCUGUGUUCCUGCAUCUGCCUCCCCAUAUGCCUCAGAUACCACUCCUUGCUGCUUUGCCUACAUCUCCCGGGCACUGCCCCGCACCCACAUCAAGGAAUAUUUCUACACCAGCAGCAAGUGCUCCAACUUAGCAGUCGUAUUUGUUACCCGAAAGAACCGCCAGGUGUGUGCCAACCCAGAGAAAAAGUGGGUUCGAGAGUACAUCAACUCUUUGGAGAUGAGCUAGGAGAAGAACCACCUUGAACCUGACCUUGUAGAAACUCCGCUGCUGCUGCUUGUUCUGGUCUUAACCAGUUUAGGAAACUUCUCAAUCCCUACUCUCAUUCAUCCUUGGGAGGGCAUGGAUUCUAUUACAACACAGCAAUGCUAGCAGCUUCUCCCACUUAGAGGCUAAAAGAGCUAUCGAGGCCCUGCCGUGGCCAUGGGAAGUCUCUAGGUUCCCAGGCCUCUCACCUGGCCCACUGCUUAGCAAUGAGGAAGGGAGUCAGCACAUCUUUCAAGGCAAAGAAGCAAGGCUGGACUCCCACAGGAAUAUCUGGGGUCCAGUGUGCCCAUCUCUAGCUCUCACAAUGGCUUAGUGGCCAACAUUAGAAAUCAGCUUUUUAUUAAAAUUCUCAGUGCAAUUACAAA
Messenger RNA from Cavia porcellus (domestic guinea pig), 737 nucleotides. RefSeq names its product C-C motif chemokine ligand 5 (gene Ccl5). Gene Ontology annotation, biological process: immune response; positive regulation of T cell chemotaxis. Gene Ontology annotation, molecular function: chemokine activity. Gene Ontology annotation, cellular component: extracellular region. Lineage: Eukaryota; Metazoa; Chordata; Mammalia; Rodentia; Caviidae. The record is from RefSeq and is marked provisional.